Pomacea canaliculata is the source of this 1522-nucleotide messenger RNA. RefSeq lists its product as uncharacterized. Lineage: Eukaryota; Metazoa; Mollusca; Gastropoda; Architaenioglossa; Ampullariidae. Gene Ontology annotation, biological process: regulation of transcription by RNA polymerase II. The record is from RefSeq and is a predicted model, not a curated record. Gene Ontology annotation, cellular component: nucleus; NuA4 histone acetyltransferase complex.
UUAGUCGAUACUUCAAGUGGAUUCUGGAUAAGAAAACGUCACGUUAAUUGUUACAAUCCAUAAACUACUAUUACUUUUAUUUUUUAGCACAUUUUUUUUUCUUUUUUCUACAAUAACUUUGGAAGAUUAAAUUAGUUCUUGUUAAGUACGCCUUAAUAUUUAUCACAUGGUUUCCUCUUAUCUGUCCGAAACAAAGACGUCAGAAAUGGCGGACAUUGUAGGACCAGGGUCGUGGAACGUAGAUAUGGAGGUGAACUUGUUUCAUGCUAUGCGUGGUCACAAGCCAGUUGGUGUUAAUCGACACUUUCAGAUGGUUUUUAUUCAUGAAAAGUUGAAUAAUGCUUCGGGAAAGAGAAUAACAUCUAAGAACGUAUGGGAACAUCUUUCAUCCAUGUAUGAUUUACAGGCACUGAACGAAUCAGAAAUACUUCCAUUUCCAAAUAAACCAGUGGAUUUUCAACUAAACAGCUCAGAAUUCCAAGAUAUCUUCCAGAAAGAGUAUCCUCGCAUGCACAGCACACAAGGACAAAUUCAAGUUGAAGAGGUCAAGACAAAACCUGAGGGUCAGGCCAAAAGUGGUAAAUCCAGCAAAUCUGACACUAAACCUAUCAUCUCUGCAAAAUUAGAAACUAAAUUAACUCCUUGGUAUCAUCUGAUCCAAAGCCAUCUCAGAGUGGCAAAUCGGGAUUUGGACUCAAUGAUCCUAUCUUCGAGUGUUGCCAAGCCAGACAGCAAGGCUGGGACCCCCCAGUCUAACAAGGGAGAGGUAAAGAGUGCGGGGAAGUGUGCCCUAAGUGCUGGUGUCCCUGGGGCAGCAGCUGUGCCCGAGCCCUCUCCAAAGCGGACGAAACGUACGCGGAAUAACAUGUCUGUCAGUAACAGUCCUGUGACCCCUUCUGAUGGCAUAGCCUACAAACGUAGAAGAUGAGCUUAUCAAACAAGGAUCACAAAAAUGACAAAGAGUGUUUUACAAGGCGGGCUGGGAAGUUUGGGGAUGGGAGGUCACGGUGUUGUCCACAAGAUUCUUUUGAGAAGAAAACCCACUUUACCAAAAAUGAAAGAUUUUAGUUUCCAUCUCAAGAUUUUUGCUUGUGUUGUAGACCUCCAGAGAAAAAAUUGAUAUUUCUUCAAUAUUUUUGUAUGAAACUGCCAUCUAUACUUGGAAAGGCUGAUACUUCACCUGGUCCACACCUUCUCAACUGAGCAAUCCCGUGGUAUCGAGGUCCAGCUCAACAGGCUCUGUCCCGCGGGAUGCAGCCUAUGACCACGGCCAGUCCAGCUCAGUACCGCUGACCUAUUGUAAGGCCACCAUGCUCUCACAUUCUGUGACUUGAUCAAGUUAUAAAAUUUAAUGAAAAGAUGCUAUUUAGCUGUUGUACAGCUGAUUUGAUUAUCUCUUCUGAGAAAUCUCAUCUCACUGAUCAUAAACGAAAAAAAAAACCAAAAAAAACAAAACCUAUUGUAUAUAGAAGCACUUACAUUUCAAAUACAGAAGACAAUAAAAUACAAUAUAUAAGAAGUA